GAGAAACAAUCGACUUAUUUCUGGAUACAUGUCGUGAUAUUAUGGAUACAAAUGAUCAUUCUUUUCAUAGUUCUUGCCUUUUACUUAUUGUCUAUGGUAUUGCGGGUUAUAUGAUCAAUGAUAAAAUAUCACUAAGCGAACGUAAAACCGUUUGCCUAAGCUUUAUGAGCCUAUACUUCGAUUCAGAGAUAUUAAAACUGCCUACUGAUUUAUUAUCUGAAAAUACUGACAACACUGUUGAAAAUAACAAUGUGGAUAUCGCCAAACAAAACACCACGUAUAAAUCAUGGCCGGCUAUAGAAUCUGUAAAGAAUGAAGAUAUUCCAAAGUCUACAGAGAAAAAUCAAUUGAAAGAUAUUAAAAUAAAUUCGAUAUGCAUAUGUUUGUUACUAGAAAUGUUUUGUACUGUAUCACAGAUAAAUCUUUUACCAAUGAAAACAAAUUCUUCAUCUAAGCAUAAUCUGGAAGAUGAACACUUUAAUGAAUGUUUACGUAUUGGUCUAUUGCCAACUGUAUCAUUGUUUCCACGUAACGACUUAAUUGGUCAGACAGCGCGAGUUUGUUUAAAUCAAGUAGCAGUUAACUGUAAAUAUUCAAAUUUAAACGAACUCAUCACAAACAAUGCAGAUUAUCUAGUUUCCAAUAUAACGCUAGAUCUACAUCGUGUCAAUGUUUUAACGAUAUCAUCAAAUUCAUCAAAUGCAAACAGUUUAUCAUCUGGAAGAAGAGAUGACACUCAACAAUUUCUACUAUCAGCUUGUAAUGCUACAAAUACUUUAUUUGAAUAUUGUACAAUUGAUGUUUUGCCAAUUUUGAAACCAAUGGUUACAAAGAUGCUUUCAUCUUUGGAUCUUACCUAUGAAUACACUACUGAACUGUUCCUUCCACCAUUCGCUCAAUUAAUGCAGACUUGCCGUAAAUGGAGUUGGCUGUUAGCAGGCCGGUGUAUAGACGAAAUGAAUGAUAAUGUUUCAAUGGAUAAAUCGAACGUACAAAGUGAUCAGGUAAAUAAUUCCUGUCAGCAUAAUAAUAAUGAAUCAAUAUUAUCCAGUAUAUACCAGAAAACAAUAGACCUGAUAUCUGAGACUCGUCGUCUACAUCAUAUUGAAUCGAUUGAUGAUGAUAAUGUCAGUCAAGAGAAGUCGAACAAUGAGGAAAAUACUGACAGAAUAAAUGACUAUGAAAAGCAAUCAGGCAAUCAUGAGGAUAAUGAAGGCGAUGAAAAUAAAAAUCAUACAUUUCCUGAUCAUUUACAAAUAGUUGAAGAAGUUAUAUUACGAUGCAUACAUCUAAUGUCUGACGGAAAUCCCAGACUGCGCAUACUUUCAAUGAAUGUUAUUAAAGAGGGUUGUUUAGCUUUAGAAAGUGAAACUGAAUUAUUACUGCCUAUUGUUCAUAAAAUAUGGGCUUCUUUAAUGAUGAGAUUUCGAGAUAGUCAUGCUAUAGUUGUUGAAAAAGCAUUUGACCUCUUAACUAUAUUGUCUAAAGUUGCUGGGAAUUUUAUUCGACAGCGUGCAUCAUCUGAAAUCAUUCCACCAUUAGUGAUGUUUUUAACAAGAAGUGCUUCUAUAAGUGCGUCGUCAUCUAAAUCGUACAAGUACUUGACAUCCCAUCGUGUACAAAAGUAUCUGUUGCAUGAGUUAGGAUCACUUUGUAAAAAAACUAAUAUAUCGUCUCAAUCAUUACAAUCUGUAAUCAAUGUCCUUGUGAAGUAUUUAGAUGAUUCACAACCAGAAGAACUACAAAAGGCAUCAAUAUUUAGCCUGGAAACCGUAUGGUCUCUUGAUCCUGGAUGUACAUGGACUCUCCUUAUUAGUCAACUUAAUGAUUCCGAGAUACAAAGUUUGUAUUCUGGGAGUUUGGUAAAACCGUUUAAAAUGAUACAAGUUUAUCAGCAGUCGCCAGAUUUACAAAAUGGGAAAAAUUUGAAAUUUAAAAAUAUUUCAACUUUUCUUCAUAAAGUUCAUGGAAUCUGUAAUUAAUCUGCGAAAAUAAUUUAUCUUGAAUUCUUUUUUUCCUUAUAUUUUUACAUACUGUUCUAUUCGUAAACCUGACCACUUGUAAUUAAUUUGCAUAAUGCGUU
This is a messenger RNA of Trichobilharzia szidati, 2083 nucleotides long. NCBI's taxonomy places the organism in Eukaryota, Metazoa, Platyhelminthes, Trematoda, Strigeidida, Schistosomatidae. The record is from the annotation of a GenBank genome assembly.